Molecule: messenger RNA, 1145 nt
Organism: Nicrophorus vespilloides
Lineage: Eukaryota; Metazoa; Arthropoda; Insecta; Coleoptera; Silphidae
Exons: 5
Coding region: 235-654 (139 amino acids)
Source: RefSeq, a predicted model, not a curated record
UUAAUAGUUGAACGUUGUUAUGGUAAAAUGAUUCAAAUAUUCUUAGUCAAUAAGGAUAGUUAUGAUAAAGAACUUGUUUGAAUAAGCCGAAUUCGGGAUGCAAUGAUUGGUAGUUGAUUGGAGAAGGAUCGAACCCCCACGCAUCAGCUCUCCUCCAGUGUCUUUAGGUCUUCAACAACUUUACUUUGGUAACGCAGAAGUAUCCAAGUGCACCGCGAAGUAACGUAAUAUGAGAUGAUAUCUUUACGAAGACAGUUCCUCGUCCAGUUGCUCGCCCUUCUGGUAACGGGUCAGCCGAUCCACCUUACCGAAGACGAGAUGAACAAAGACAUUGGCAUCAUUACCACAACUUCCAGUGGUAACCAAAUACGCAACUCCAUCCUCCAAUAUUCGGACGAGAAAAUCGCCGAUGAACUGCAGUACGUGUCGCAGAGCAUCAACAGGUUGUAUUCAGAGGAAUCGUAUCCGUGGAAUGGGGUGUCACCGUUCAAACCGGAAGUCGCACCUGGAAAAAUCCGUCGCCAAAGGAAAAAGCGAUUCCUUGUUACAGAUUUGACUCUGUGUCAUUUUAAACUAUGCAACAUGGGAAAGAGGAAGACGACCCGAACGUUUCAGAAGAUCAGCAGAGCUAGUAGUCCCAAUUGGAGAAUAUAAACUCCAAUAUAUAAAGUAGCCAGGAUAAUGAAACGACUUACAGAUCUAAAUAUAGAAUCAUUUAUUUAUUAUUUAGUUUUUUUAUGUUUCCGAAUUAAAGCACCAUUGAAAUGAAGCGUUGUUUUUCAAUUAACAAUAUAUAACAGUAUGUGAAAUAAACUUAUUUAUUUGUAUAAAUAUAAUAAAGUAUUUAAAAAAUAAAAUUAAAGAGUGACUCUAAAUAAAAAGUUCUACACUUAUAGAUAGAUAGAAAUAUUAAGAACCCAACUUACAAGAUUUGUUAUUCCGUUGUAAGAAAUGCACACCUCGAAUAAAUAAAGUUAUACAACAAUUUGCAUUUUUUUUUGUAUUUUCUAAUAACUGCCAUCCUUAUUUAAUUUAACAAGUAAAGCUCUACGUUUUUAUUGUGUGUAUUUUUUAAUAAUUAUAUUUUUUCUCAAUAUAGGAAUUAUAUAAGGCCACUAUAUUAAUUAAUAACAACAUUAAAUAUA